CCAAUGAGAUCGUCGUUCCGUUUUACCAUUUGAGAUUUAAUAAAGUCUUGGUUAAAACUAAUUCAAGGCAGUCUUGCAGCUAACACCAGGCUUUCGACUUCUACUUGUAAAUAAAUUAUAAUGUUUCAAAAAAUUUUCAUUUUUUAUUUUUUCUGCCACACAUUUAAUUAUGUAAAUUCAGUUCAAGUUCAGUUGAAUUUACAGAAUGUGAAGGAUCUAAAAAAUGGUCCUUUUAAUAAAUAUGACACAAGAAUUAUCGACACAUUAAACCGUUACAAAAAUGAAAAAACAACGUUGAUUCAAAAACUUAAUAGUAAAAUAAAAGAAUCGUUGAAUGCGAAGAAAAUUUUGAAUACGAAAAUAGAUGAGCUAUCCUCUUUAGGUGAAAUAAAAUUAAAAUUGCAGAAAGAUAAGGAAGCUUGCAGUAAAUCGACGGAAGCAUUAAGAAAUGAAAGAGACGUGUUUUUCACGGAAAUUGAAUUAUUGAAACGGGAGCUUCAUAGAAAAAUUCAAGAAGUAGUAGCCUUGAAAAAAGAUCGAGAACAUAAUAAUAAACUUUUAAAAAAUGUUUUAAAAAUCAUGAAAGUGCUACGUACUCAGAUAGCUAAAACAAAAGAAGAAAUGACGACAAAAACAACCAUAAUUACGAGAUUAACUCAAGAGGUAGAGGAAAAAAUGACAGAAAUUAAAAGAGUUAAGCAAACUGCAACAGGAAAAAUAAAUGAAAUUCAAGAAUCUAACGACAAUUUGAAAAUGGAAUUAGAUAGGCUCAAAAAGCAAUGUGAAGACCACUUAACCGAUAACCGAGAUCUCAAAAUUCAGAAUGAGAUGAAGUCCCGUAGGCUCGAAUCGAAAAUAGCUGAGUUGGAUAAGAAACAGGAAGAAUAUGAAAAUGCCAAUAAAUUGAUAGACAAAUUGUCAAAGGAAUUGGAGCGUGUUCGUUCGAAAGUUAAGGAAAGGGAAAUUAGGCUUGAAUUACUCGACAAUGAUCGUAGAAGUAAGAUGACUGAACUGACAAAUACAAAAUCUGAAUUGCAGAAAAAAUCAUUGCAAUUAGCAUCGUUACAAGGCAUUUUAAUAACAACCAAUUCGAAGCUAGACAGCAUAAAAAAAUCUCAUGAUAUGAAGAAACUUGAAUUAGAAAAAACUCUAGAUCUAUUAGAUGAAUCUUCGAAAAAACUUGAAAGUACUGAACAAACUCUCCGAGAAUUGAGAAACAAAAUAGACGAUAGGAGGAAAGAUAUUCGUUCAAUGCAAUUAUUAGAGCCUGUUGAUGAAACUCCCGCAACAAAUUCUAAUCCCGUUACUCAAAUUGUAGUAAGCGAUGAAAAUCUGAAAAAAGAUUCGCAAAAUAGUAUAAAGCCACUUCUUUUAGAGAAAUAUGUGCCUGCUGUGGAAGAAGAUGAAGAUUUGAGUCAUAUUAAAGAUACGGAACGACAUGCCCUGAAUCUUAUUAAUCAGUACAAAAACAAAAUUCCGGUAAGCCCAAUUAAAUCUAAUCAAGAAAGCCCUUCUCAAAAUCAAGAACAAUCUGACGUUAAGUUAGAUCAAGGGAAAAAUGAACAAGGCAACUUAAACAUCGAAGGUACAAUAAAAAAUCCUUCUGAUCAAGUAAGUUCUUCUUUAAAUGACGCUGGAGCAAUCAAUUCAAAUCUAAGUAAUGAAUCUGUAGAAAGAAAAGAAAGUUCAAGAGUUGAGACGAGUGAAAAGAAAACUGAGUCUUCUUCUGACUCGAUUGUCGAAAAAACAAUAGAAACUAAAACUAACUCUGACCUAGGAAGCUCAAUAAAAAAUGCUUCUGAUCAAGUAAGCUCUUCUUUGAAUGAUGCUGGAGCAAUCAAUUUAAAUCUAAGUAAUGAAUCUAUGCUUCAGAAUAAACCAGCAAAUCAAGAAAGCUCAAGAGUUGAGACAAGUGAAAAAAAAACUGAGUCUUCCUCCGACUCGACAGUCGAAAAUACCAUGGAAAAAACGAUGGAAACCAAAUUGAACUCUAUCCAAGGAAGCUUACCCCUAAUUAAUAAAUAGACAAACCUAACUUUCAAUGGAAGGGAAAAGUGAGACCCUUCCAUGUUAAAACAUCAAAUUUAGCAUAUCAGAGUAUGUAAACAUUAAUUCGUUAUCAAAUAUAAGUGGGAGCGAUUUUUAAGGGUCAAGUCGCAAUUUUAGAAAAGCAGAUUAUUCAAGAUGUGUAAAAGUACCAUCAUGCAUACUUAUUAUUCAUCUUUUACUGAAAGCAAAUUUAAAACAAUUCUUUAAAUUUUUAUUCAAUUCAUCAAUGCUGUUUCAUGUUUUCGAAGUUAUAGUAUAACUAUAACUAAAAUGUUCCUUCGGAUAAAAACUUUAUUUUCAAGUAUCACUCGCAAAUUUAUUGGAUUACGAGAAAUAUCAAAAUUAAUACAAAAAUUUAUUACAAUGUUUAAUUUCUACUCGAUUUAAACUUUUGGAUCAUUAAACAUCAUUUUUGAAUAAUUUUGAAAGAAGUACAUAAAACUUGUUUCAACUAAUAUGUCUAUUAAAAUUUCAAAGAUAUUUAUAUUAAUAUACGUAAAGAUUAUACGAUUCAUAAAAAAGAACUUAAUAUUUUUGUAAAUGCGAUGUAAAGUGAGAAUAAGUAACAAAGAAGUCAGCUUGCAAAAAAUUGAGGAUAGAAACUACUACACUUUUUCAACACGAUUAAUUCAGUUUUAAGUUUUUUUUUCAACUAAACUAUUUUCUUACUAAAAAGUUAAAUUUAGCCAUUCCACUAAAUUUUUCUUUAAAAUUUUAUACUGUGAGUCCAAUUUCAAAUAAAACUUUAAUUCGCAAUGUCGAUUUAUUAGUUUGUGAGGAUAUUUGAAAAAAUAAAAGGGAUUUUCGAAUACCAAAAUUAAUUUCGUGUCUUAUAGAUAAUUAUUUCAUGCAAAAUAUAAUUUUUUUUUAUGAUUUUACAAAAUCUUGUAAAAUUAAUUCAAUGGAGGUUUUGGUUGAUAAAUAUUUUUAUGAAAGAUGAAAUCGGAAAAUUCGAGAAUCUUUGUUUGUAAAAUUUUUUUCAAGUCUUAAACUCUAUUGUCAAAUUAAAGUAAACAUUUAACAUUCUAGAUCAAAAUUAUGGAACUGCUCAUGUUGAAAUGAAAUAAGAGGACAGAAGGAUCAAUAUAGACAUUUGCGAUACAAAUGCUACUUUUAGUCUAAAUAAAAUGAUCCGCACUCGUUGCAUAAAGUAUCAGUGAGCGGCUUGUUUGAAUAUCAUUCAACAUAGCAUGAAAGACUAAAAGUAGCAGCGAACCGUGAUGUGACUUGUGAUUUUUAAGUUAGAGUACUAUGAACAGUAUUUUGUUAUCUUGAAGUAAUUACGAUUAAACAAUUAUGAUGGCGUCAUUAAACAGUUUUACCGCUUACUUGAAUAAUGAAAUGAAAAUGUAUCUAAAUAAAUUAUUUCACGAAAUAUCGACAAUUAAAAUUUUAGAUCAAAGCAAA
Molecule: messenger RNA, 3456 nt
Organism: Trichogramma pretiosum
Lineage: Eukaryota; Metazoa; Arthropoda; Insecta; Hymenoptera; Trichogrammatidae
Exons: 4
Coding region: 121-2025 (634 amino acids)
Source: RefSeq, a predicted model, not a curated record